AUGUGGCUUGCGCCUUUCUUCCUGCUAGCGACGAGCUUCGUCCAACCUUCAAUACAACAAGAUGGGAACACUUCAACCACAUACCCCGGUACAACAUACCCCGACGCCGUCUCUCCCAAUCCCGCAGCUUCGGCUGAUGCCACAUUCUCACCACCACACUACCCUUCGCCAUGGGGAUCAGGCGCUGGAGAUUGGGCGAGUGCCUAUAACAAGGCUACCGAUUUCGUCAGCCAACUCACCUUGAUGGAGAAGAUCAACCUGACUACUGGUGUUGGCUGGCAAAGUGAGCGUUGUGUCGGUCAAACCGGAGCUAUACCUCGACUUGGAUUUCGAAGCUUGUGCCUGCAAGACUCUCCGGUUGGGGUCAGAUACGCGGAUUUCAGCUCUGUCUUCCCCGCCGGUGUCAACGUGGCCGCAACCUUCGAUCGAGGUAUCGCAUAUGCUCGAGGGCAGGCAAUGGGCGCUGAACACCAGAUGAAAGGCUCAGACGUCCAGCUUGGACCUGUCGCUGGUCCCCUCGGCCGUUCACCGGAAGCGGGGCGGAAUUGGGAAGGUUUCAGUCCCGAUCCUGCCUUGACCGGCGUCCUGUUCGCCCAGACUAUCCAGGGUAUCCAGAGCUCUGGUGUCAUUGCCUGUGCCAAACACCUUAUCGGCAACGAGCAGGAGCAUUUUCGUCAAAGCCCCGAAUCUGCUGGCUUUGGCUUCGACAUCAGUGAUAGCAUUAGCGCAAACAUCGACGACGCCACCUUGCAUGAGCUCUAUCUAUGGCCAUUUGCGGACGCGGUCAGAGCCGGUGUUGGUUCCGUCAUGUGCUCUUACCAACAAGUCAACAACAGCUAUGCCUGCCAGAAUAGUUACAUCCUCAACUACCUCCUGAAAGGCGAGCUGGGCUUCCAAGGAUUUAUCGUGAGCGAUUGGGCGGCGCAGCACUCCGGUGUCAGUUCUGCAAUUGCAGGCCUUGAUAUGUCAAUGCCUGGCGACACUGUCUUCAAUAGCGACCAUUCAUACUGGGGAGCGAACUUGACCGUUGCCAUCCUCAAUGGCACAGUACCGCAAUGGCGUCUCGAUGAUAUGGUCACCCGGAUCAUGGCUGCUUGGUACUACGUAGGUCGUGAUACCACGUCGAUUCCCAUCAAUUUCGACUCCUGGACUACCGACACCUAUGGCAACGAAUUCUUUUACGCCAAAAUGGGCUACGGUUUGAUCAAUGAGCAUGUUGAUGUGCGUCAAGAGCACGGGAAUCUCAUCCGCGAGAUUGGCUCCGCCAGCACUGUCCUUCUUAAGAACACCGGAAACACGUUGCCCUUGACAGGAGAAGAGAAGUUCACUGCGGUCUUUGGAGACGACGCUGGUGAUAAUCCUUUGGGUCCCAACGGGUGCCCCGAUCGAGGCUGUGACAACGGUACUCUCGCCAUGGCUUGGGGUUCCGGAACUGCUAACUUUCCAUAUCUUGUAACGCCCGAGACUGCCAUUCAGAAUGAGGUUGUAGGUAAUAACGGCGUGUUCCAAUCGAUUACCAACAACUUUGCUGCGGGGCAGAUUCAAGCGCUUGCAGGUCAAGCCAGCGUUGCCAUCGUGUUCGCCAACGCCGACAGCGGUGAGGGAUACCUCGACAUUGAUGGCAACAUUGGCGAUCGCAACAAUCUCACUCUGUGGGACAAUGGGGACGACCUCGUGACCAGCGUCUCCGCUCUUUGCAACAACACAAUUCUAGUCAUUCACUCAACGGGCCCAGUACUCAUCGGCAACUAUUCGACGAACCCAAAUAUUACCGCCAUCCUCUGGGCUGGAAUUCCCGGCGAACAGUCUGGGAACUCUAUUGCAGAUGUUCUCUACGGACGUGUCAACCCAGCCGCCAAGCUUCCUUUCACGAUGGCUAAGGCUCGCGAAGACUACGGGACCGAUAUCCUCUAUAUUCCAAACGAGGGUACAGGCGCUCCUCAAACGAACUUCACUGAAGGUGUCUUCAUCGACUAUCGUUCUUUAGAUCGAACCAAUACCACUCCAGUCUACGAAUUUGGAUUUGGCCUGAGCUACACCAAGUUCUCUUACUCGAAUCUGCAGGUCAAGAAUAUGCGUAGCAUCAGCGUGUACACCCCUUCGACAGGCUUGACCACUGCGGCACCAACGCUUGGCAGCAUCUCCAACGAUUCAGCCGACUACCUAUUUCCUUCCAACAUGACUCGGAUUCCAUACUACAUCUACCCUUACUUAAACUACACUGAUCUUGCAACUGCGGCAAACACAACCGGCUACGGCGACAAUAGCUUCGUGAACGCUGGCUCACAGGAUGGUUCCCCACAGCCACUGAUUGCAGCAGGGGGUGCACCAGGCGGCAAUCCAGGGUUAUACGACGUGCUCUACGAGGUUACGGCUACUAUCGCCAAUACCGGCAGCCUGGGAGGCGCCGAAGUGCCACAGCUGUACGUCUCACUCGGCGGACCCUACGAUCCUAAGGUUGUACUGCGGGGAUUUGAGAAGCUGUCAAUUCAGCCAAAUAUGAGCACAACGUUCACCGCGGAUAUCACUCGUCGCGAUAUCUCCAAUUGGGACACCGUGUCCCAGGACUGGUUCAUCUCGAAUUACACUAAGACGGUGUAUGUGGGAAGCUCGUCGAGGACUCUGCUACUGUCGGCGACUCUGUCGUGA
Messenger RNA from Letharia columbiana, 2649 nucleotides. RefSeq lists its product as uncharacterized. NCBI's taxonomy places the organism in Eukaryota, Fungi, Ascomycota, Lecanoromycetes, Lecanorales, Parmeliaceae. The coding region runs from base 1 to 2649 and encodes 882 amino acids. Gene Ontology annotation, molecular function: beta-glucosidase activity. The record is from RefSeq and is a predicted model, not a curated record. The transcript has 5 exons. Gene Ontology annotation, biological process: glucan catabolic process.